AUGCACAUUGUCACGAUCGCCAACAAGCGUUCUCAAAGCGGAUCCUUUUCCUGCGAUCCCAACGGCAAAAACUCUUCGCCGGAUGCUCAACUUGCGAAACGAAAAUCUUUCAUGUCCAUCCUUCACCAUUCAGUUGACUUCCAAAGUUUGGAUUUUGAUCACCUGAUGGACACGACAUUUUCCUUGCACGACGAACGCCAUAGUGAAGAAAAAGAAGUUAACCAAAAGCCAUCCGGAGUAGAAGCUAUAGUUACUGAUAGUAAAGAUGACGCCAAUGCUGGAAUCGAAGCCUCUGAACGAAAUAACAAGAACGAAGGCAGUGUGUUCAAGACUGACGAUAUAUGGAACCGCGAGAUCAAGCGAUCUCACUCUGUAAAGACUGGCGACGAGGAAAUGGAACUGGGUAGAAAGAAAUGCAUUUAUCAAAAAGAGAUGUCUGAAGGAUUUGAUAUCGAGAUCGCCAAUGCUGGUCACAAAGAGGUAAUCGCCGAGGGAUCUUCCAAUCAUUCGACAAAGCACUUCGAUCUCAAAGCCAAGAAUACAUCCGUUGACCAGGAUCGUCGGCUCUUUAUCUAUUUCUACUUUUUGCUUGGGUUUACAGUGGUGUCAUUUGUUGGGGUGAUGGCUCACGUGCAUUCUCGGUGGUCAUCAUAG
Cylindrotheca closterium is the source of this 654-nucleotide messenger RNA. The record is from the annotation of a GenBank genome assembly. NCBI's taxonomy places the organism in Eukaryota, Bacillariophyta, Bacillariophyceae, Bacillariales, Bacillariaceae.